AAAAUCACCCAAUAAUUGUGCCAAUAAUAAAAGUAGCUUUGACCCUUGACUCCAAAGAUGUCUAGUGAUCUUACCAUAACAAAAAAAGCAAUGGAGACUAAGUUUAGCUAUGGAGGUUCUCUCCCAGUUGAGAGUGUUCAAGAUCUAGCUUCAAAAAACCAGACAGAAAUCCCAACUCGCUAUCUCCAACCCGAACCCGAACUCCAUCAAAUUCCUGUCCUAGAAUCACUUGAGCUGCCUGUAAUUAAUAUGACCAAACUUCUUGAUCAUCAACAUCCAUUGCACCAUGAUGAAUUGGCAAAACUCCAUUCAGCUUGUAAGGAAUGGGGAUUCUUUCAGUUAAUUAAUCAUGGGGUUUCAGAAGAAGUCAUUGAGAAUAUGAAGAUUGACACAGAAGAAUUCUUCAAAAUGCCAUUAGAGAAGAAAAAAGCUUAUGCCCAACAGCCAAAUAGUCUUGAAGGCUAUGGCCAGGCCUUUGUUAAGUCUGAAGACCAAAAGCUUGAUUGGGGAGAUAUGUUCUAUGUUCAAGCUCUUCCUGUCUCUGCCAGAAAUAUGAAAUUUUGGCCUACUCAACCUAUUUCCAUGAGAGAAAGUGUGGAUAAAUACUCAAGGGAGCUGCAGAAAGUAGUGCUUUGCUUAUUGAAAUUUAUUUCUAGAAACCUUAGGCUAAAUUCAGAGACACUUACUAGUAAUUUUGAGGAUGGAAGACAAGGUAUGAGAAUAAAUUACUACCCUCCUUGUGUUCAAGCUAACAAAGUUAUGGGGCUCACUCCACAUUCUGAUGCCACUGGAUUGACUAUGCUGCUACAAGUAAAUGAUGUACAAGGUCUGCAGAUUAAGAAAAAUGGCAAAUGGAUAGUUGUGAAACCUGUCCCAAAUUCAUUCAUAGUCAACAUUGGUGAUGUCAUUGAGAUAAUGAGCAAUGGUGAGUACAAGAGCAUAGAACACAGAGCUGUUGUGAACCCGGAGAAGAAACGUAUUUCCAUAGCUGCCUUUCAUGGUCCACAUGCUAAAAGCAAUGUUGGCCCUUUACCAGAGCUAGUGAAAAAGAAUAAGCCUAUGUAUAAAACUAUUAGCACAGAGGAUUAUCUCAGACUUUUGUUCAGCAAAAAACUUGAUGGGAAAAGCCACAUAGAUUGUCUGAAGGAGUAGUUGCUGGCUCAUACGACCACAAAAUAUUACUUGAUGUACAAUAAACACAGCACCAUCUUCUCUUUCAAAUUCCAAUGUUGUUAAGUCGUUCCAUGAUUUAAUUUGCAAUUGAAUAAAGUUUCAAACUUUCUGUA
Molecule: messenger RNA, 1286 nt
Organism: Cannabis sativa
Lineage: Eukaryota; Viridiplantae; Streptophyta; Magnoliopsida; Rosales; Cannabaceae
Product: S-norcoclaurine synthase 1
Exons: 4
Coding region: 58-1152 (364 amino acids)
Source: RefSeq, a predicted model, not a curated record